GAGCUCUUGCCUGCUGAUCAUCCAGUGACUGUCACCAUGGCCAGCAAGAGGAAAUCCACCACCCCAUGCAUGAUCCCAGUGAAGACCGUGGUGCUGCAGGAUGCUGGCGUGGAGCCCCAGCCCGUGGAGCCCGGGCCUGACAGGCCCCAGCAGGACCUGCCUCCAGAGGCACCUGCCCCCAGCAGUGAGGCAGCCCAGAGCUCCAGCGGCCCUGACGGCUCUGCACUGGCCAAUGGGCAUCGCAGCACUUUGGAUGGUUAUUUAUAUUCCUGUAAAUACUGUGAUUUCAGAUCCCAGGAUAUGGCCCAAUUUGUGGGACACAUGAACUCAGAGCACACAGACUUCAACAAAGACCCAACUUUUGUAUGCACCAAGUGCAGUUUUUUGGCAAAAACCCCUGAGGGGCUUUCCCUGCACAAUGCCAAGAGUCACUUGGGGGAAGCUAGCUUUGUGUGGAAUGUGGCCAAGCCAGACAAUCAUGUAGUCGUGGAGCAGAGCAUCCCUGAGAGCACAGGCACUUCCUCUGACCUAGUAAGUGAGCCCAGUGUCGAAGGGACUGAUGGACAAGCAGAAAUCAUUAUUACCAAAACCCCAAUCAUGAAGAUAAUGAAAGGCAAAGUUGAAGCCAAAAAAAUUCACACACUCAAGGAGAACACCCCCGGCCAACCUGUGGCUGAGGCCUUGCCAAGGCCAUUGACUGGAGAAGCAGAGGUGAAAGAGGGGGACCACUCCUUUGUCAAUGGAGCAACUCCAGUCAGCCAGCCUUCUGCCAGCUCCACUAAGGCCCCCCAUGCCACUAAUGGGCCCCUGAUUGGAACGGUACCAGUUUUGCCAGCUGGGAUAGCCCAGUUCCUCUCCCUCCAGCAGCAGCCCCCACUGCAUGCUCAACACCACACCCACCAGCCCUUGCCCACGUCCAAGGCCCUUCCCAAAGUGAUGAUUCCCCUGAGCAGCAUUCCAACGUACAACGCGGCCAUGGACUCCAACAGCUUCCUGAAGAACUCCUUCCACAAGUUCCCCUACCCAACCAAAGCUGAGCUCUGCUAUCUGACUGUGGUGACCAAGUACCCGGAAGAACAGCUCAAGAUCUGGUUCACAGCCCAGAGGCUGAAACAAGGCAUCAGCUGGUCUCCUGAGGAGAUCGAGGAUGCCCGGAAAAAGAUGUUCAACACAGUGAUCCAGUCUGUACCCCAGCCCACAAUCACGGUCCUCAACACCCCUCUGGUCGCCAGUGCUGGUAACGUCCAGCAUCUCAUCCAGGCCGCUCUCCCAGGCCAUGUGGUGGGGCAGCCAGAGGGCACGGCAGGGGGACUUCUGGUCACUCAGCCACUGAUGGCCAAUGGACUGCAAGCACCAAGCUCAUCUCUCCCCUUGGCUGCAACAUCUGUCCCUAAGCAGCCAGCGGUGGCACCCAUUAACACCGUGUGCUCCAGUGCAGCCUCGGCCGUGAAGGUGGUCAAUGCAGCCCAGACGCUCCUCACGGCAUGCCCCAGCAUAACUUCCCAAGCCCUCCUGGAUGCUAGCAUCUACAAAAAUAAGAAAUCUCAUGAGCAGCUGUCAGCCCUGAAAGGGAGCUUUUGUCGGAACCAGUUCCCUGGUCAGAGUGAAGUUGAGCAUCUGACCAAGGUGACCGGCCUGAGUACCAGGGAAGUACGGAAGUGGUUCAGUGAUCGGAGGUAUCACUGUCGCAACCUGAAGGGCUCCAGGGCCACGAUGCCGGGGGAGCCAGGGUCUGUCCUCCUGGACUCGGUGCCUGAGGUGCCCUUCCCCCCGUCAGCCAAGGCCCCCGAGGUAACCUGUGUCCCCUCGGCAGCCACACUGGCAGGCCACCCUGCCGCCAAGCGACAGUCCUGGCACCAGACUCCUGACUUCACGCCUACCAAAUACAAGGAGCGAGCCCCUGAGCAGCUCAGAGCCCUGGAGAGCAGUUUUGCACAAAACCCUCUUCCUCUGGAUGAAGAACUGGACCGCCUGAGAAGUGAAACCAAAAUGACCCGAAGGGAAAUUGACAGCUGGUUUUCAGAGAGGCGGAGAAAGGUGAAUUCCGAGGAGCCCAAGAAGGUUGAUGAGAGGGCCUGCCAGGAGGAAGAGGAAGCUGCCGAGGAUGAGAGGGGAGAAGCGGAACUGGCCAGUGAGCUGAGGGUCCUUGGUGAAGACGGCUCCCCUGAAGGGCCCAGCGGCCACACCUCAGCAGAGCGCAAAGUCAGUCCCAUCAAAAUCAACCUCAAGAACUUGCGGGUCACAGAAGCCAACAGCAGGAGUGCGCUUCCGGGCCUGGGCGCCUGUGAGCCUGAGGAAGACGCAGCCAGCAAGCUGGUGGAGCAGCCCCUAGGCAGGGUGAGCUACAAAAAGACGGCCCAGCAGAGGCACUUGCUGCGGCAACUCUUUGUGCAAACACAGUGGCCGAGCAACCAGGACUACGACUCCAUCAUGGCCCAGACAGGUCUGCCUCGGCCAGAGGUGGUGCGCUGGUUUGGGGACAGCAGGUACGCCCUGAAGAACGGCCAGCUCAAGUGGUACGAAGACUACAAGCGCGGCAACUUCCCCCCAGGGCUGCUGGUCAUCGCUCCUGGCAGCCGGGACCUGCUGCAAGACUACUAUGUGACGCACAAGACGCUGCGUGAGGAGGACCUGCAGGACCUCUGUGACAAGACCCAGAUGAGCUCCCAGCAGGUUAAGCAGUGGUUUGCUGAGAAGAUGGGUGAGGAGAGCCGGGCUGUGGUGGAUACAGGCACUGAGGACCAGGGCCCUGGUGUGGGUGAGCCUGCGGCCAUUCACAGAGGGAUUGGUGACACCUGCUUGGAAGUAACUGAUAGCAGUGAGCUGUGGGAGCCUCGUGUCCCUGAGGCCAGCUCGGAGCCCUCUGACGCCUCAAGUCCCCGACCUGGGCCUCAGCUAGAAACAGACUGACUGUGAUUGGAGCUCUGUGAAGGACUGGCCAGUCUGGAUGCUGCCUGCCACAAGCAAGGGCCAAACCCGACUCUCUGCAGCCACACGCUGUUCCUGGCCACCAGGCACUCGA
Messenger RNA from Ochotona princeps (American pika), 3022 nucleotides. It is a transcript of the gene ZHX3, whose product is annotated as zinc fingers and homeoboxes 3. The record is from RefSeq and is a predicted model, not a curated record. Gene Ontology annotation, biological process: regulation of transcription by RNA polymerase II. NCBI's taxonomy places the organism in Eukaryota, Metazoa, Chordata, Mammalia, Lagomorpha, Ochotonidae. Gene Ontology annotation, molecular function: DNA-binding transcription factor activity, RNA polymerase II-specific; DNA binding. Bases 37 to 2910 code for a protein of 957 amino acids. The transcript has 2 exons. Gene Ontology annotation, cellular component: nucleus.